Messenger RNA from Gorilla gorilla gorilla (western lowland gorilla), 2342 nucleotides. RefSeq names its product microspherule protein 1 (gene MCRS1). Gene Ontology annotation, cellular component: Ino80 complex; MLL1 complex; NSL complex. The record is from RefSeq and is a predicted model, not a curated record. The transcript is spliced from 16 exons. Gene Ontology annotation, molecular function: protein binding; G-quadruplex RNA binding. Bases 574 to 2001 code for a protein of 475 amino acids. Lineage: Eukaryota; Metazoa; Chordata; Mammalia; Primates; Hominidae. Gene Ontology annotation, biological process: positive regulation of transcription by RNA polymerase II.
GCCGGCUUUGGCCCUGCGGCUGCUACCGUCGCCGCGGAGAAAUUGUUGGAUCUGGCAGUCUAGGAAUGAGGUGACUUCAUCAAUGCUCCUACCCCGAGUUCUUGAGACAGACCUGGACCGAUCCCCUACCUUGGGUGUGCACUCUUGGGAGAACGAGGGGCGGAGGGUCCGAAUCUCCUCUCAGCCUUUAAGCUCACCUGGUCAGAAUCCUUGGAUGAGCCUGUGGGACCGUUCCUCCUAGCCCUGUGGUUUGGAACCAGUGGCUUUGGGACUGUAAGAGGAUGGACAAAGGUAGUAUGAGGCCGGGACAGCUCCCCAAAUGCUCGGGCGCCAAGCAUCUGCUGAUUCCACUCUGUGCCUGGCACGUGUGUCUUUCGGUCCUGGCUAGGCCUUGCCACCUCCCCCUGGGCCAGCACCACCCAUGUACCUGUCGGCAGAGCCACAAUUGACUGACUUGCUGUUGAGCUGCUGCUCUUUAGCACGGCUGCAUUUUGAUGGCAGAGGGAGCAGUUAUGCCCAGAGCCCAGCGUGUCGGCAUCACCAGUCUGACCUGAGCACCAUGUGCUGCACGACAUGACACGUGGCACCGGGGGAACUGCCCAGCGUGGAAGGUCUGGGCCAGAUUCUCAGGGGCUGCUAGAUUCAUCCCUGAUGGCAUCAGGCACUGCCAGCCGCUCAGAGGAUGAGGAGUCACUGGCAGGGCAGAAGCGAGCCUCCUCCCAGGCCUUGGGCACCAUCCCUAAACGGAGAAGCUCCUCCAGGUUCAUCAAGAGGAAGAAGUUCGAUGAUGAGCUGGUGGAGAGCAGCCUGGCAAAAUCUUCUACCCGGGCAAAGGGGGCCAGUGGGGUGGAACCAGGGCGCUGUUCAGGGAGUGAACCCUCCUCCAGUGAGAAGAAGAAGGUAUCCAAAGCCCCCAGCACUCCUGUGCCACCCAGCCCAGCCCCAGCCCCUGGACUCACCAAGCGCGUGAAGAAGAGUAAACAGCCACUUCAGGUGACCAAGGAUCUGGGCCGCUGGAAGCCUGCAGAUGACCUCCUGCUCAUAAAUGCUGUGUUGCAGACCAACGACCUGACCUCCGUCCACCUGGGCGUGAAAUUCAGCUGUCGCUUCACCCUUCGGGAGGUCCAGGAGCGUUGGUAUGCCCUGCUCUACGAUCCUGUCAUCUCCAAGUUGGCCUGUCAGGCCAUGAGGCAGCUGCACCCAGAGGCUAUUGCAGCCAUCCAGAGCAAGGCCCUGUUUAGCAAGGCUGAGGAGCAGCUGCUGAGCAAAGUGGGAUCGACCAGCCAGCCCACCUUGGAGACCUUCCAGGACCUGCUGCACAGACACCCUGAUGCCUUCUACCUGGCCCGUACCGCGAAGGCCCUGCAGGCCCACUGGCAGCUCAUGAAGCAGUAUUACCUGCUGGAGGACCAGACAGUGCAGCCGCUGCCCAAAGGGGACCAAGUGCUGAACUUCUCUGAUGCAGAGGACCUGAUUGAUGACAGUAAGCUCAAGGACAUGCGAGAUGAGGUCCUGGAACAUGAGCUGAUGGUGGCUGACCGGCGCCAGAAGCGAGAGAUUCGGCAGCUGGAACAGGAACUGCAUAAGUGGCAGGUGCUAGUGGACAGCAUCACAGGCAUGAGCUCUCCGGACUUCGACAACCAGACACUGGCAGUGCUGCGGGGCCGCAUGGUGCGGUACCUGAUGCGCUCGCGUGAGAUCACCCUGGGCAGAGCAACCAAGGAUAACCAGAUUGAUGUGGACCUGUCUCUGGAGGGUCCGGCCUGGAAGAUAUCCCGGAAACAAGGUGUCAUCAAGCUGAAGAACAACGGUGAUUUCUUCAUUGCCAAUGAGGGUCGACGGCCCAUCUACAUCGAUGGACGGCCGGUGCUCUGUGGCUCCAAAUGGCGCCUCAGCAACAACUCUGUGGUGGAGAUCGCCAGCCUGCGAUUCGUCUUCCUUAUCAACCAGGACCUCAUUGCCCUCAUCCGGGCUGAGGCUGCCAAGAUCACACCACAGUGAGGAGUGGUGGCAGGACUCGUGGGCCCUCUCCGGCCUGUUUCCCCUGCCACUCCAGCCCCCUUGAGCUGGGAACUCAGGCUCCUGGAAAAACCUGGGCAGUGGGAGGCUCAGCUGCGGGCCAUUGAUUUGAGCCUUUGAGGGAGGAUAGGGCUGGCCUUUGUGAAGCCAGCAGAGGCUGAGAACCUCAGGCUUCCCUAGAUCCAGAGCCCCUCCCCAUCUUCCUCUCUCUAAAAACAACCCUACCCCCCAUUGCCACCUUCACUGCUGUGUCUCCAGCUGAUUAGGCUCAGACUCUUCUUUUAUUGUUUUUCUUUUGUAAAUAAAAAGCACCAGGUUCCAAA